Messenger RNA from Anastrepha obliqua, 4618 nucleotides. RefSeq names its product protein apterous. Bases 1380 to 2768 code for a protein of 462 amino acids. The transcript is spliced from 9 exons. Gene Ontology annotation, molecular function: RNA polymerase II transcription regulatory region sequence-specific DNA binding; DNA-binding transcription factor activity, RNA polymerase II-specific. Gene Ontology annotation, cellular component: nucleus. The record is from RefSeq and is a predicted model, not a curated record. Gene Ontology annotation, biological process: neuron differentiation; regulation of transcription by RNA polymerase II. NCBI's taxonomy places the organism in Eukaryota, Metazoa, Arthropoda, Insecta, Diptera, Tephritidae.
UUAGUCGUCUCGCAUUCGAGGAACGGCAAAUGUACGGAAUUCUAUGUAGCGUAGCGCGCAUGACUCAACAAUGAAAUUGAAAUCGGAAUCGAAAUCGUAAACGCAACCGCGCUCACCAGACCGAACUACGAGUGGCAACUACACCUAACGAGCAUACGGCACCGGCAGAAACGAUCGAAUCACGGCAGUCAAACGUAACGUCACAAAAUCAAUCACGUUAAAUCAGUUUCAAAUGUCCAGUUAAUGACGGCAGUAUAUUUUGAAUAUUUCGAACGUUUUGAAUAUACAACGGGCACGCGUAUGUGUACGAUUGUGAGUGUGUGUAAAGUGUAAAAAUUAAAUCUGCGGCAAUCUUUACAUAUUAACAUAUGUGCGUACAUACAUAUAUACGUGUAUGUGCAUAUGUACGUAUAUGCGAAACAAAAAAGUGAAAAUACGGGAAUUUGUUAUCAGAAGCUCAGCACAGAAGUGAAGUUUAGUCAAUAAGUGAUCAGCUGCUACUUUCUAAAAACAAGCACCUACACCUAUUAAUCUAUGUAUAUACAAACAUGUGUAUGUAUAUAUGUAGAUAUGUUCUUGAAAUACGUACAUUGAUAUUUCAGAGCGGCGCACAUCUCCACAUUCAUUAAUUAAUUGCGGUGUACCGCCUGAAUAUCCAGCACACGUCUUUCGUUUAAUUUAAUUUGCAAAGGAUAAAUACAGUUUGUGCGGUAGUUGGCGGAAACCGAAAUGACAAAAAUUCCAAAAAGUAGGUGCCUAAUAAAAAACAAAACCCAAUAAAAGUGAAAAGGUGUGUGUGAUAACUAAAAUAAAUCAACCCGUGUUAUUCAUUAUUCCGUUUCACCUUCAUCGACUUGCUACCUAUUCCAAGCAUCCAAUGCCGCAUUCGCAGGAGUUUAAAUAUUUCAGUGUGUUCUUUAAUUGAGAUGUAUUUGGCAUUUACAUACAUACAUAUGUAUGCAUGUCGUCGCAUGGACUAAUAACUUAAGAAGACCCGUUGCGAAAGUUUAAAAUUUUCAAAGUAAAAAGUGAAAAGCAAAAUCUUGGGAUGUGUUUCCUGUUCUGAGAUGCUCACUUCAGGGUGUUCGAAAAGUGUACAGUGCUGAGUGAAAAACGACACAAAUUAAAAAUAAUUAUAAUUGUCAUUGAUGUUUGAUAAGCCUGGAUGAGUGCAGCAGAGUUUUGGUUUUGCGAAGUAUCAGUUGGGCAAUUUACCACAAGUGCAACGCUCCAAAUUACCGAGUCGUAUUUGUGCUCAGUUGUGACCCGCGCCCAUCGUAGUCUCAGGAAUAUCAUUGUGGGUUCAUUGCCUCGACGGGAACUAGCGCCGUUAUUAAGCAUCCUUGACAGCAAACCUUGAAAUAUUCCAAAAGACGCACAUGGGCGUCUGCACCGAAGAGCGCCCUGUGAUGCAUUGGCAGCAGAGCGCAAGAUUUCUUGGGCCAGGUGCAAGAGAAAAAAGUCCAACUCCACCUGUAGCACAUCAAGGGAGCAGUCACUGCGGUAGUGCUGCAGGUGUAAAUAACAAUCGGCUACUUUAUCGGUCCUGCUCUUCCUGUCCAGACCUUUGCGAUCACAGUACAAAGCCUUACAGCUCAACGUUUAGUGAGCCGUUUAAAAGCUAUGAGACCGCAGACCGUGCAGUAUUCAGCGAAACUGCUUUAAAAUACGCCAUUAGUCGGGCUCGGCCCGACUGUUUGGAAGUGAAUGAGGAGACUACCUCGGGAAUAUCCUUUAAAACGGAGCCAUACGGCCCUCCAAGUAGCCCGGAGUCCGCAAAUGAAACACAAAAUCUGCCUCGAAAUCUAGAAGAUUGUGCGGGUUGCGGUCGAUUCAUUCAGGAUCGUUUCUACCUCUCUGCAGUUGACAAACGGUGGCAUAUUAAUUGCUUGCAAUGCUACGCAUGCCGGCAACCAUUAGAUCGAGAAUCAUCGUGUUACUCGCGAGACGGAAACAUUUACUGUAAGAAUGAUUAUUAUAGUUUCUUUGGGACAAGGCGAUGUUCAAAGUGUCGAGCAUCGAUCAGUGCGACAGAGCUGGUAAUGAGAGCCAGAAGCCUGGUGUUUCACGUUAACUGUUUCUGCUGUACAAUUUGCAACACGCCCCUUACCAAAGGCGAUCAAUAUGGAAUUAUAGACGCCCUUAUAUAUUGCAGAACACACUAUAGCAUCGCUCGCGAGGGUGAUUCAGCGUCAGCAAGGCUCGGAGGUCCAUUCCCGUAUUGCACGGACUUUGGUUCGCCACAACAUGAGUCGUCCAGUCCUCAUUCAGAUCCCACUCGCAUUGUUCCUAGUGGCAUAUUUGUGCCUACUUCACAUGUAAUCUCAGGACUAACGCAGGCGCCGCGCCAAAAAGGCAGACCUCGAAAAAGGAAGCCUAAGGACAUUGAAGCUCUCACUGCCAAUAUGGAUUUAAAUACAGAAUAUUUAGACUUCGGACGUGGGUCUCAAAUGACUGCUUCCCGGACGAAACGGAUGCGAACGUCAUUCAAGCACCACCAGUUGCGUACUAUGAAGUCUUACUUUAAUAUAAACCACAAUCCGGAUGCCAAGGAUUUGAAACAACUUUCUCAAAAAACAGGGUUGCCAAAAAGAGUUUUGCAGGUAUGGUUUCAAAAUGCCAGAGCUAAAUGGCGGCGCAUGAUGAUGAAGCAAGAUGGUUCCAAUAUUCUAGAAAAGGGCGAUGGAUCUCUUGAUUUAGACAGCAUUUCUGCGCAUAGUCCUACUUCGUUCAUGAUGGGCGGCUCUCCUCAGCAUACACUAGAGUAGCAGUCGUAUUCACUGCUGUUACCACACAGAGAACUUUGAGCUAAUCACGCUUAUGUUGUUGCUUUACCAAUAUCACAGCCGUAACUGUAACUGUAACCGUAGCUGUAGUCGAAAGCACCCGCUUUGCGCAAGCCCACGAGUCCAAUGCAAGAGAACAACCACGGCAGGGAAUAUACCGCCUAUACACGCUUCAUUCGAACACACACACAUACAUAUGUACACCCACAACCGUAUGCAUAAGUUCACACUAUACCUUUAUCCACAAAUUAUAUAAACUUCAGCAAAUUGUAUUUAGUUGCACGCCAAAUGUAUUCAUGCAUUCGAAAACAACCAACAUACAUAGACUCAGCAUGCAUGUAUGUGUGUAUUCAUGCGCAUAUAUUAUGCGCUUAUGGGUACACUCAGCAGGUCAAUAGCCAAGAAACAUCAAAAACACCUUUCAACCGCAAAACUCUUAUGCGCAUGGGCUAAUAUUUUUGUAAAUGUAUUUAGAUAUAAUUAAUAUAGAAGACAUAAUUUAAACAGAGUACCGAAAUCUGAACUCGUUAUUUCUAGCACAUUUGGCACUUAAUGGAUAAUACAUACGAUUAUAUAUCGUAUGAAACAAUACUAACUUAAGUACCUUUAUAUACCAUUUGCAUGGAUUGAAAAAUUCAACUGUAGGGUUGCGAAAGAAAGGGUAUAAAUUAGAUUUGGUUCUUGCAAUAGUUUUGAACAGAAACGUAACGAUCCUCUGGAGGAAAAUAAUCAAAGGUCUUCGCACUUAUAUCUGAACUAUUAGGGUCAAUAUAUAGAAUACUUAGAUUCAUGCACUUAAUAUACGUAUAGACAAUUGCUGUGCGGGUACGGUAUAUCUAUAUCUCUAGUGUAAGUAAUCUAGGCGGGCGUGCUAUGUGAAUAUAAAACAUUGAAAUUUAAAUUGUUUAGGUAGCUCGAACUUCCGAAGCUCAUACAGAGCGAGAAAGCGAUCACUUGUUUGAGUUUCCUAUUUCAAAGCUCCUCGUAAACCCAUCUGCCGUUCGGAGGCGGCAUAAAAGUGAAGGUCACUCCAUUUGUGGAACCACAUCAAGACGCACAUCACAACGGAGGGCCGCGGCCAAACACCCAACAAAACAUGUACGCGCCAAGUAUACAUAUAUGUAAAUAUAUAUCACAUAUAUUUAUAUUUUACAACCGCAAAAAUCGUGUUUUCUAUUUCAGAAAAUACUUUAAAUUAAUCCCCUAUAGUUUAAAGGAUAUUCUCUUUGAGUUUAAUGCAGGCUUGUUUUGCUCUUCUUUCUCUUCACCUUCUGUAACAUGGAACCACUGAUUUAAAAUCAGAACUUCUUGACAGCAUACGCCUACAUAAUUAAAAUGUGAAGUGUCUCCACAAAUAACUCGACCUUUUUAAAGUAUUUUCAUGGAAUUGAAAGAUUGAGGUAUAGUUGCAGACAUGCGUAGUAUAUGUGCAUUAGGGUGGUGGCCCUUAAUUGCUUGGAUAAGAAUAAAAGCGUUCAGAUUAUCGGUGUCAGGCACUAGGAAUAUGGAAUAUUCUAAAAACUAAAAAUACAACGUUCUAGGCCAACCUAAAAGGAUUAACAGGUAGCUCGCUACGAUCCAAAUUUUGAAGGAAUAUGAAUUUUAGCCUUUUAUUAAUUUUAGGCUUAAAUAUAUCAUUUAUUGAGAAAACAACUUUAUGCCUCUCACUUAUAAAUAAUAUAAUAAUCAGAUUGCUUGCAAUUUAAUGGUUUGAAAUAGACUUUAUUAUUCAGUAAAUUCUCCCUAAACAUCAAUCCCUUGUUCCAGUGAAAUUCCUAUUUAUGAAUUCGAUUACUCAAGUGAGGGCUGUGAAGGGCUGCGAAAUAUGCUGC